UGCAGAAGUAGAUCCGAAUCCUCUUCCAUCCCCGUAUCUGACGGGCGACAUGUCCAUGCUGUGCGAGUGGCCCAGUGAGAUCUCGAGCGCGAUGGAGUGGUCUACGCGUUUCUUAGAUUACCCUCUUGUGCCUCCAGAUUCAGAUCUGCCAUAGCACUAGUAUAUAUGGAUAUCAGAUGAUAGUAUUACUCGUCCGGCUAAUACGGAUCUCACGGUCUAGCGGGAAGCAGUGACGUCACAGCCAGAUAUCUACAAAUAGUCAGCACUAUCAAAUUAGUAUGCCUGGAGUCUUGAACACUUUUUAGCCUAACUGGUUUAGUGUCACAUUGCCAACAUACUUAGGCAGACUCCAGCCAGAAUAGACUUACUGCAUACUCAGGUUCCACUGCACUUCCGUAAUGCCAUCUCAAAUUCCCUCUAUCCCUUCUCCCACCGACCACGAACCACUAGCUAUCCACGAUUCAAAGACAGCAGAAAACGAAUGCCGGAUCUGCUUUGAAGAUCUGCUCGAACCCUUUGCCCACCAGUUACCCUGCGGGCAUAUCUUCCACCGCGACUGCGCUGAUCGCUGGCUAUGUGGCGCUGAUGCCUCAUGUCCGUUGUGUCGAAAACGAAUUUAUGCCCUGAGCCGACCGUAUUUUGUGCCGGUUGGAUCGGCACAGACACCGCCACCACCUGCUUCCCCGCUACAGUCGCAGGGGUCGAUGUGGGAAACGCUGAAAAAGUGGUAUCGACGCAGGAGGGGGAAGGAAGAGAUGGCACAAGAAAUGGAAGAAAGGGAAGGGCAUUAAAUACAGGAUUUUACUUGCACUACAUAGUUACUCCGUACUACAUACUAUGUACAGUGAUCGAGAG
Messenger RNA from Penicilliopsis zonata CBS 506.65, 855 nucleotides. RefSeq lists its product as hypothetical. The record is from RefSeq and is a predicted model, not a curated record. NCBI's taxonomy places the organism in Eukaryota, Fungi, Ascomycota, Eurotiomycetes, Eurotiales, Aspergillaceae. The coding region runs from base 399 to 791 and encodes 130 amino acids. The transcript has 2 exons.